ACCACUACACUAUCCCACACACCCUACACACACUCUCUCUCUCUCUCUCCUCCACCACACCACAGCAUAGCACAAACCCCCCACACACACACACACCACCACCACCACCACCUUAUACAUUGCCUAUGGAGCAGGUCAUUCCCAGCUCGGACGAGUUCCUCCCUGUCCUCUUCAUGGCCAAGAAGCAGAACCCAUCGUUUGGAAGGAAACGGCUCGCCAAGUUUCUUCAGCUGACGUACCCGCACUGGAAGGUGACGGAGAAGCGGGUUGGACGGCUGCUGAAAAAGUACAACCUCACCAUCACAUCGGGGCAAAAGAAACCGGUGCCGCGGCCGGGGCUGAUGUCGCGACAAGGCCUGUGCAUCUUGCGGGAGCGGGACGAGUUUGGCCGGUGCAUUGAGGCCUCUCAGUUCUUCAAGACCCUGCCGACGGUGGCAGCAUUGGCGGAUGAUCUGGCAUGGAUGGUGACUCAUCCGAACGAGUCGCAUUGGCUUCCCAUUCUGGUGCGGCACUCGGACGAGCUGUUUGACUCGACCGACGGCCUCAAGGCGCUCCGUGCUGCGCGCGAGCACUUCCAGGCCUCCAACCCGCACCUCGCGCAGCAGUGCUACCACGCACAGCUGCUUCUGGCGGCCACCGCCCGCGAUGGUGUGUACCACCAUUCCAACAAGCCGUCGGCCCACGAUGACCUGAUGGCCAAGAUGCGCACGCAGCACGGCGGAUCGUCAUCGCGCGACGAGUCGACUGCGGCUGUUGAGGUCCGCAAGAACCACGCCAAGCGCCGCGAGCUCAAGAAGAAGAUGGCCGAGACCAAGGCCGAUCUCAACGCCAACAACGCCGUCGUCGGCGUUGGCAAGGCAUCCAAGCAGGACGGCGACGGCGACGCCACCCCUGCCGUCCCCACUGACGCGCCCAAAGCCUCGGCUGGAUCCGUCCAUGCCCGUGACUCGUUUGCCGAUCCGGAGCUUGAUCUCCCGGUCGACUAAGCGUGUAAAGGUGUAAAGCCCCAAGCCGCCGA
Thecamonas trahens ATCC 50062 is the source of this 1018-nucleotide messenger RNA. Its product is annotated as MRP-1 protein. The transcript has 2 exons. Lineage: Eukaryota; Apusomonadida; Apusomonadidae. The record is from RefSeq and is a predicted model, not a curated record. The coding region runs from base 126 to 986 and encodes 286 amino acids.